ACAUUACCUCGUUAGCUAAUGCAGUCGAAAUAAAAGGCUGCGCAUCCUUGCUAAAGCCAUUCAUAGAUGGGGCUUUGACAGCGCAAUACGUACCAAUCUAUAACUUGUUGAAGAACCCCAAAGCAAGCUUGCGUCAUUGUGGACCUCAUUCGGAAGUCGGUUUUAUCGAUAAGUGGCCCAUCGCGGCCGCAUAAGCGCGUGUCGCGCUCAAGUGGAUCUUUAUCUCCCGACUUCACAAGUUCACUGACAGACAGACGCUCAUCAUGCAAUGUCGACAGCACUGGCCAAGCAGUUAGCUACGUUUCUUCAUCCCUGCGGCGUUGGGAUAGAUAUUUGCCAGAUCAGUCGAAUCUUCCAGAUUGUCGGCAAAAGCCCGCAGCAUACAGACAGGUUCAUCUCUCGAGUCUUUGCAAAAGAUGAUCCCACCAUCCACGUAGUGCGGCAAAAGAUACAUGAGACUUUGCGGUCCAAGCCAGAAUGGCAGCUAGACGCUGCCAACAGCAAUGGACAUGAAAUGCUGAGCCAACAACAUCCAGAGCUGUGGGCGGGUGCUCGGUUCCUGGCAUCACGAUUUGCGGCAAAGGAGGCUGCCAUCAAGGCCCACUCGCACAGAAAGUUGACCUUUCAUGAUAUAUCGAUACUGAAGGCUCAAGAGGGAGAGGAGCGACUGGGCGGGCGAGCACCAUACGCGAGGAUAAAGGCUGCUUCGGGGGAUGAGAAGGACUCGACAGCGCUGAUUUCCAUAUCCCACGAUGGGGACUAUGCAGUAGCUGUAUGUGUCGCGGAAAAGGCCGCCAGCCGCGAGUGAUCAGACUUGCCCAAUGUGUAGAUGGUUGGCUGUACAUGGGGUACCAUUCUGGUACUUGGGAAGAAAAGAAUCCGCGAACAAUGGUACAUGACAUGUGCGCUCCAGGGGAGCAAGGGAUACACUGGUAUAGGAGACUCCAGUCC
Messenger RNA from Emericellopsis atlantica, 951 nucleotides. RefSeq lists its product as uncharacterized. Bases 269 to 808 code for a protein of 179 amino acids. The record is from RefSeq and is a predicted model, not a curated record. The transcript has 2 exons. Gene Ontology annotation, molecular function: holo-[acyl-carrier-protein] synthase activity; magnesium ion binding. Gene Ontology annotation, biological process: fatty acid biosynthetic process. NCBI's taxonomy places the organism in Eukaryota, Fungi, Ascomycota, Sordariomycetes, Hypocreales, Bionectriaceae.